Messenger RNA from Aspergillus clavatus NRRL 1, 1149 nucleotides. RefSeq names its product porphobilinogen synthase HEM2. NCBI's taxonomy places the organism in Eukaryota, Fungi, Ascomycota, Eurotiomycetes, Eurotiales, Aspergillaceae. Gene Ontology annotation, cellular component: cytosol. The coding region runs from base 1 to 1149 and encodes 382 amino acids. Gene Ontology annotation, molecular function: zinc ion binding; porphobilinogen synthase activity. The transcript has 2 exons. Gene Ontology annotation, biological process: heme biosynthetic process. The record is from RefSeq and is a predicted model, not a curated record.
AUGUCUUUCUCAACUCUUGUUUCAGACCUUGCAUUCAGGGACAGCCACGAUGAUAGAAACUCCCAGAUAUCCCAUUUACAGUCUCAUGUCACACCCAGAUCAUAUGCAAGCACUGCUGCCACAAGUGUCAGCAUAUCUGGUGAUAUUUCAAGUCAACUUCAUGCUGGCUAUAGCCAUCCAUUGACCAGAUCAUGGCAAGCUGAAAGACAACUGACAAAGGUUCUGGCGCAUCUGAUUUGUAUCCAGGAGAUGUUAAUCUAUCCGCUUUUCAUCACGGACAAUCCUGAUGAGGAGACACCCAUCCCAUCCUUGCCUAAUCAAUAUCGUCGCGGCCUGAACCGCCUUGUUCCCUUCCUCAAGCCACUUGUCCAAAAGGGACUACGCUCAGUCAUUCUCUUUGGAGUUCCGCUUCACCCAUCCGCGAAGGAUGCUCUGGGAACCACUGCGGAUGAUCCUUCUGGUCCAGUGAUUCAAGCGAUCCGUCUUAUCAGAUCCCGGCUUCCUCAGCUUUAUAUUGUAACAGAUGUUUGUCUUUGCGAAUACACCUCUCAUGGCCAUUGCGGUAUCUUGCGGGAGGAUGGAACGCUUGACAAUGCCCAGUCUGUUGAUCGGAUUUCAGAUGUUGCUCUGGCGUAUGCUGCUGCUGGUGCGCACUGUGUUGCUCCUUCUGAUAUGAAUGAUGGGAGAGUUCGUGCUAUCAAACUCAAAUUAAUCGAAGCUGGGUUGGCGCACCGUGUUCUCCUCAUGUCGUACAGUGCGAAGUUCAGUGGUUGCCUGUACGGACCGUUUCGUGAUGCCGCUGGCUCUUGCCCCUCGUUUGGGGACCGCAGAUGUUAUCAGCUCCCACCCGGUGGUCGGGGUCUUGCGCGGCGCGCCAUACAGCGAGAUAUAGGCGAAGGCGCUGAUAUAAUCAUGGUGAAGCCUGCGAGCAGCUAUCUGGAUAUUAUCAGGGAUGCAAAGGAGCUCGCAAAGGACAUGCCAAUUGCAGCGUAUCAGGUUAGUGGCGAGUAUGCCAUGAUACAUGCUGGUGCCAAGGCUGGAGUAUUCGAUCUGAAGUCAAUGGCAUUUGAAAGUACAGAAGGGAUACUGAGGGCCGGGGCUGGAAUUGUCGUGAGUUAUUUCGUGCCGGAAUUUCUGGACUGGCUUUAA